Aspergillus wentii DTO 134E9 is the source of this 2469-nucleotide messenger RNA. Its product is annotated as putative AAA family ATPase. Gene Ontology annotation, molecular function: ATP binding; ATP hydrolysis activity. The record is from RefSeq and is a predicted model, not a curated record. NCBI's taxonomy places the organism in Eukaryota, Fungi, Ascomycota, Eurotiomycetes, Eurotiales, Aspergillaceae. Bases 1 to 2469 code for a protein of 822 amino acids. The transcript is spliced from 3 exons.
AUGCGCUCAAAUGCAGCGUCUUCGAUGCAGAAGACGUACGACGAGUGCUAUCUUAUGUGUUCCACGGCCGUGUACUUUGAAGGCCAGAACAACGAAGAAGAAGCAUUAAGAUCCUGGCGCUCUGCCCUUGAGGCGAUAUAUUAUCACAAUGCCCACCGAAUACCCUCGAAAUACGUCCCGAAAUCAGAAACCGAGAAAGCUCUCCAAGAGUCGCUUCGUCAGUUGGAGAUCCAAUGCCGAGAGCGGGUCGAUCUCCUCGGAGCUCUCCGCGAAAGCAGAAAAGAAGCAAAGGAGAAGAAUAAUCGAACUUCCCCAGAUGGUGGCAAGCCAGGAGUACUAUCUAAAGGGAAAGCAGUUUCCAGGUCCCCCGGUACUCCAAGUACCCCGGGCUGGAUUGGAGAGGGCACGAUUCCCGCGGUCGGCUACACAGAUCUAUCCAAACCGCCAACAUUCCCGGGACGGCCACCACCUGUGAGCAAACCCAGCACGGAUUCCCUUUCGAACGAGGAUGGGAAUGGAAUUGGAUUUGGGGCUGCACCUGCGACAAGCUCGCCAGCCUUCCGAGUCCAGUCCAAUUCCUCAGGUAAAACCAAGUCCCGCAAUUCGAGUCCUGAAAGACGGAAACCGAUGCCCACCACUCUACGCAGUUCGGAUCCCAAAAAGCAGGCCAAGAAAAAGAAGAAGGAUAGCCCAAAUUCAAAGCGCAAGGAAAUGCGCCCGGCUGCAUCUCAAGCGGCCGGUUUGGCUUGGGGAAGUAUUUAUCGGUCUCCUUCAUAUUCGGAAAAGACACCGAGCGAUGCGGCGCUGGUAUCGUCCCGAAUCACUGCUUCGAGUGACCCGGGAUUCCGUAAAGAGCAACCUGCUUCCGGGGAUGAGUUGCUGAUGAGGAGAAAGGGUCGAGGAGAGGCUGCGGAUGAUCGUGUACCGAGAAAUUUGCGAAAACCGCGUGGCUCUGAUGCUGCACGACAUCUUCCUACGAAAGCAUCAGCACCAGCGACUACUACUCACUCUCCAGCUGGUCCUCGCCCGCAAGUGGGAAAUCGCCACAAGUCUUCCUCUUUCUCUACGUCCCAACCAAAGGAUGCUAUUCAGCCAACCUCCUCCCCUAAACCGUCCGUCAAACCCAAGCCUGUCGCGUUGAGGUCAUCAAACCCAUCACGGCCUGUUUCAGGUUCUGUUUCUAAUGGAGUUGGAUCUCCUAUCAAACCACCUCGGUCCGGUUGGCCAGCAGACUCAUCGAACAAGCCGCCAAAUGAGUCUAAAUCCCAAUCGAAAGUCACACCUUCUAUUGGAAAACCUUCUUAUGUUUCCAACUCAUCGGGGAGCGGCGAUGAUGGACUCAAUCGCUCUAUGGACCGGAUGUCCGUCUCACAUGGGGGACCCCGACGAAAGCCAGUAGCUAAACCUAGAGUCACGCCCCCUUCGAGUGAUCAGGAAUCACCGGGUCCUAAAUCUACCGAUGAUGAAACGGACAACGAGGAGGAGGAUGAAGAUGAUGCCAUUAUGGACAUCAUGAACAAGCUUCCAAAGGGAGUGGAUACCGCUGCGGCACGGCAAAUUCUCAACGACAUCGUUGUCCGAGGUGACGAAGUCCAUUGGGAUGAUAUAGCAGGUCUGGAGGGGGCGAAAAAAGCACUCAAAGAAGCGGUGGUGUACCCAUUCCUUCGUCCGGACUUAUUCUCAGGUCUCCGGGAACCUGCGCGGGGAAUGCUUCUUUUUGGGCCCCCGGGAACCGGAAAGACAAUGCUUGCGAGAGCGGUGGCUACGGAAUCCAAGUCGACUUUCUUUUCUGUCUCUGCAUCUACGCUAACGUCAAAGUGGCACGGUGAGAGUGAGAAGCUUGUUCGUGCACUAUUCGGACUAGCCAAAGCACUGGCUCCGUCCAUCAUUUUUGUCGAUGAAAUAGACUCUUUACUAUCAUCACGAUCGUCAGGUUCAGAGAAUGAGGCAUCACGACGAUCAAAGACAGAAUUCCUGAUUCAGUGGUCUGAUCUUCAACGAGCAGCAGCUGGCCGCGAGCAGCCCAGCAAAGAGAAAAAGAUGGGAGACGCAAGUAGAGUCCUUGUAUUGGCAGCUACUAACAUGCCCUGGGAUAUUGACGAAGCAGCGCGACGACGAUUCGUCCGCAGACAAUACAUCCCCCUUCCCGAACACCAUGUUCGAGAGCAACAGCUACGAAAAUUACUCAGUCACCAGGUCCACGAGCUGAGUGAUGCAGACAUUGAAGCAUUAGUCGAAGUAACAGAGGGCUUCUCCGGCUCCGACAUUACCGCUCUAGCCAAAGAUGCCGCCAUGGGCCCCCUCCGCAACCUAGGCGAAGCCCUCCUCCACACCCCUAUGGAUCAAAUCCGACCCAUCGAAUUCAAAGACUUCAACGCCAGUCUCUCCUCCAUCCGACCCAGUGUAAGUCAGGAAGGAUUACGCGAGUACGAGCAGUGGGCGAAGAAUUUCGGGGAACGCGGUGGAUGA